Molecule: messenger RNA, 2256 nt
Organism: Salvelinus sp. IW2-2015
Lineage: Eukaryota; Metazoa; Chordata; Actinopteri; Salmoniformes; Salmonidae
Product: transmembrane protein 183A
Biological process (GO): regulation of protein stability
Cellular component (GO): SCF ubiquitin ligase complex
Source: RefSeq, a predicted model, not a curated record
UACGUCAGUCCCAUGAUGGCUGAAGAUCCUGGAGGAACAUUUUUCAAUUUCUCUCCCACUUUUUUAUUUUUCUCUUUACCUCUGCUUGUCAUAGAGACAUGGCAGGAUACACAGCCUCGAUAAGCGGCCACAGACCCUUGUUACCGCCAUGCCCAAGAAAGGGAACCGAAAACGGCUGAAAUUUCGGGCCGGGGACGUCUGCUCGGAGUCAGUGACAGUUGCUGAUUUCGCCAAUGCCGACCCAGCCGUAGUAAAGUCAGGGAGGGUAAAAAAGGCAGUUGCCAAUGCAAUUGAAAAAGAAGUGAAGAUGUUGUGUGGGCUAGAGGGGUCGCAGGGUUCCGUACAGGAGGUGUUCUCGUCAGCGUCCACCCUCACCGGAGACACCCUGGAGAGUAGCGACGACCUCGACCUCGGGGAGGAUGGAGAGAACGAGGCCAAACAGGCCCGCAAGAAGAAAAACAAGAGGAGGAAAGAGUGCAGUGAGUGCAGUGAUGGGGAGGACUACACAGUGGAUAUCUGGCUGGUGCUGGCUUCCUAUAUCCGUCCAGAGGAUGUGUGUACAUUUGCUCUGAUCUGCAGAAACGCCUGGACCGUCACCUGCACUGCUGCCUUCUGGACCAGACUAUACAGGAGACACUACAGUCUGGAUACUCACCUGCCGUUCCGUCUGCAGCCAGACUCCAUAGCCAGGAAGCGUUGUCUACGGGCUCGCGUGAUUCGCUCCCUCUUCCACCUGUAUGAGCCAUUCAGCUCACGUGUCUCCCUGAACCCUGCCCUCCCAGAGUCCACGCCCACCACGCUACUCAACUCCAAGUGUCUGCUGUUCUGGGUCAAUAAGGUUGUGGGUACUCGACCUGAUCCUAUGUGGGAGUUCAACUUCAAGUUUGUGAAGCCGGCGGUGAGGUGUAAGGGUGGUAAUGCCACCCGGGGUCUGCUGUUGCCCCGUCAGUAUGAGGAUGUCAAUGCUAACCCAGACUCAGACUGCUACUUGCUGCAGGUCACCACCCUGAACUUCAUCUUUACCUCCGUCGUCAUGGGGAUGACCCUCGCCCUGUUCAACAUCAACGUGAGCACGGACAUGCGUCACCACCGAGUGCGCCUGGUAUUCCAGGACUCUCCCCCCCAGCGGGGGAGGAGGGGGGAGCAGGGGGGGACACAGGUGGUGCUGGAUCCUGUACACAGCGUGAGACUCAUGGACUGGUGGCAUCCGCAGUACCCUUCCUCCCCCUAUAUCUAAAACCCAUGUCUCAUCACGUGUAGAACCCUCUUACUAUCCCACACACACAUUACACCCCUUUACUCCUAAAACCCUGACUGUACCGUCUGCCCGGACACCUAGAACACCCAGUAUCCCCUUACACCAGAACCCAUCCACAUUACCCUGCCUCCCUGUACAGCCAGAACCUUGCUUCAGCUCAACCUCCUACAGCCCCAGACACAAAACACCUACCUCCUCAGUACCCUGGCUCUCCAGAGACAACCCCUCAAUACCUUCCAAUCCCCUCACUUUGUCUACCCUCAGACCACCCUACAAGUUUAUGUUGAACAGAUGCAGAGACAAUGUCAUUGCUUUUAAUAUUUCCUCCUUUCUGUAACUGCUAAAUCUUAGUUUAAGGCCAUUUUUAAACGGGAGACUUUUGAUUUUACAUUUUGGUUUGACUUUAAUUCUAGGGUCCAAAAUUAUGAUUUUCUGCUUGUGUAAUUGUAUUUUAUUUGAUACCUGUAAUCAUUGGUACUUUGUAAACCCCUACACCUCCUCAUGAAGGCUAUAAUGGGAGCAGCAUUUUAUUUCCUGCUUAUGUCUGUUAGAAUGUUUCUGAUUUGGGUUUAUGAACACAAGGCCAGUCUUGUGUUCUAUAAUGAUCAGUAGAAGCAUGCCAAUCUUGCUUAAUUUGUAACGAGGGCGGUAUUUGAAGAAUCAACGUGUAAUACCCACAGGAGACCGGAUGGCAGCUCUGUUCUACUGUUCACUCAUCGUCCAAUCAAAAUGACCUUUAGAACAUUAAUGUUUGAUUUUAGUGUGAAUAUAGAAGUUUGUUAUCGUAUGUAGUAGAAAGCAAAGCUUUUUGUUGAUGAUCAGACCUGAAAUUGCUUCAUUGUAAAUUAAUGUAUAGCUGGUUGACCUUGUUAGGGACGUAUGUAUGUUUGGCUGUGAGAGCCAACCAUCAUUUCAGCCCCCAUGUAAAGCCUGUGGAUGCUGUCUGAUUGUUUGGUCAACCUCCUGUACUGAAAUACAACUGGAAAGAACCCCCUCCA